Messenger RNA from Neltuma alba, 805 nucleotides. Its product is annotated as protein ELF4-LIKE 4-like. Lineage: Eukaryota; Viridiplantae; Streptophyta; Magnoliopsida; Fabales; Fabaceae. The record is from RefSeq and is a predicted model, not a curated record. Bases 132 to 509 code for a protein of 125 amino acids. Gene Ontology annotation, biological process: positive regulation of circadian rhythm; entrainment of circadian clock. The transcript is spliced from 2 exons.
GAAACGAAUGUAAGUUGUUCUACUUCACUUUUGUGGGCUAUCUUAGUUCGAGGAGAACGUUUUCUCCGAUACUGGAUAACUUCUGUAGUUCCCGCUACUUGGGAAGCCUAGCAAAAGAAAAGAACCAUUUGAUGAUUGAAUCACACAUUUUAAUUGGAAUGGAAGGUGACAUUUAUGGGGAUGUAAGUAAUAAUACAGCAAUGCAAGUAGAUAGCAGAAUCAUUCAGGCGUUUCAGAAGAACUUACUUGAAGCCCAGGAUAUUUUGGAUCAAAACAGAUUGCUAAUCAAUGAGAUUAAUCAAAAUCACUCGUCAAAGAUGCCACAUAACCUCAGUAGAAACGUGGGGUUGAUCAGAGAGCUGAAUAACAACAUCAGAAGGGUGGUUGAUCUGUAUGCUGAUCUUUCCAGUUCUUGUGUCAAGUCUCGAGAAGCUUCAUCUGAAGGGGAUUCGAGUGGGACUCUGAAGUCUGAUGGAAAAGUAAACCAAAAGAGAACUAGAAUCAGCUAACAGUUUCAAUCUGAGCUUUGGAUAGGAUUUGUUUCAUUCAAGGGAUCAUGAGACGGGGGAGCUCCUCCAUGUUUGCUUUACGUUGAGACUUGUUAUGACUGAAAUCUUCUUGACUUAGCCUAUUGGGUAGAGAUAGGAUUGGUGGUGUAACUUCCAUAUAUUUCCACACAACCCCCCCCCCCCAAUUGUGUUUAUCUUUUAUCCAAAAUUAUUUUAAUAAGAGUUAUAACCUUGUUAAUUUUCCGUCGAUUAGGAGUAAGAAAGAAAUAUAAUAUAUAUGGAGCUUGUUCUGAUGA